AUGAUUAAAUCACAAAUAGCACAUGCAUUACCAACAUCCAGUUUUGAAAAAAGGAAAUCAAUGGCAACUUCAACUUUUUCCAAACAACAAAAUCCUUCACCAUCAAAUUCACAUUUAACUGGUUCAACAUUAGCAUCUCAUCAACCUAUAAAUGCAAGUGAUAGGGCAUCAUUUGAUGAUCAUUUAUCAAGAACUACAACAAGUUCAGGUUUAACCAUUUCAUCAAACUUAUAUAUUGAACCAGAAUAUGAUGUUAAAUUAGUUUUAAAUUUUAAUCAACAUGAAAUUAAAUUAAUUAGAUCAACUUGGUUAGAAAUGAUUAAUGAUGAUAUAAAUAAGAAUUAUAAUACUUCAGAAUCAAAUGCACAAACUACUUCAAUAAAUCAUUCAUCAAUUGCUUCAUCAUUAUUUUGUAUACAAUUUUAUUCAAAUUUAUUAAGUAUGGAUUCAAAUUUAGAAAGAAUGUUCCCAAGUAUUAAACACCAGGCAGUUUCAUUUGCUGGUGUUUUAUCAACUGCAAUUCAUAAUUUAGAUAAUUUAAAAGCAUUAGAUGAUUAUUUACAAAAUUUAGGUAAAAGACAUUCAAGAAUCUUGGGGAUUGAUCCACCACAUUUUGAAUUAAUGGGUAUUGCAUUAUUGAAAACUUUCCAAGAUAGAUUUGGUUAUAAUUUCACUCUGGAAUUAGAAAGAUGUUGGUCAAGAUUAUAUACAUAUUUAGCAAAUUCAAUUUUACAAUUUGGUAUUGAUCCAGUUUUAAAAAUUGAAAAAAUUAAUCAAGAUUGGGAAACAGUUACAUUAUCAAGAAGUAUAAGUAAUUCAAGUUUUGAAAAACCAAAUUUUUCACAAACCCAUUCAACAGAUUAUAAUUCAGAUGCAAAAAGUAUAGAUACACAACCAACAAUCACACAAAAUCAAAGAUUAAGACAACCUUCAAAUCCAAAUUUAAAUGCAGGAUUUCAAAAUGGUAAUUCAUCACCAAAACCAAUAUCUAAAUUAGAUCCAUCAAGUAAAACUUAUAGUAUAGGUGCUAGACAUCUUGGGAAAAAAACCAUGAAAAAUAGAGUGAAUAGUGGAGCAACAAGUAUAAAUAGUGCUACAACAGGUACAACUUCAACUUCAGCUGGAUCUGAAGAAGAAAAAUGUGUUAUAAUGUGA
Hansenula ciferrii is the source of this 1155-nucleotide messenger RNA. RefSeq lists its product as uncharacterized. Gene Ontology annotation, molecular function: FAD binding; oxygen binding; heme binding. The record is from RefSeq and is a predicted model, not a curated record. Gene Ontology annotation, biological process: cellular response to nitrosative stress; nitric oxide catabolic process. The transcript has a single exon. Gene Ontology annotation, cellular component: intracellular anatomical structure. NCBI's taxonomy places the organism in Eukaryota, Fungi, Ascomycota, Saccharomycetes, Phaffomycetales, Wickerhamomycetaceae. Bases 1 to 1155 code for a protein of 384 amino acids.